Molecule: messenger RNA, 1541 nt
Organism: Cornus florida
Lineage: Eukaryota; Viridiplantae; Streptophyta; Magnoliopsida; Cornales; Cornaceae
Product: 7-deoxyloganetin glucosyltransferase-like
Exons: 2
Coding region: 1-1446 (481 amino acids)
Molecular function (GO): UDP-glycosyltransferase activity
Source: RefSeq, a predicted model, not a curated record
AUGGGUUUUACUGGUAUGGAUGACAAACCCCAUGCUGUGUGCAUCCCAUACCCAGCUCAAGGUCACAUAAACCCAAUGAUGAAACUAGCAAAAGUCCUUCACUACAGAGGCUUCCACAUAACUUUUGUCCACACUGAGUUCAACCACAAACGGUUACUCAAGUCCAGAGGCCCGAACUCCCUCGACGGCUUUCCGGACUUCCGUUUUGAGACCAUCCCCGACGGACUCCCUCUUUCGGAUGCCGAUGCCACCCAAGACCUCCCUUCUCUCUGUGAAUCCACUUCAAAGACUUGCCUGAAACCUUUCUGUAACCUCAUUUCCAAACUGAACGACUUACUGUCAUCCAACAUCCCGCCGGUGAGUUGUAUAGUGGCCGACGGUUGCAUGAGCUUCACUGUCAAAGCUGCUGAAAAGUUUGGAAUCCCUGAAGUACUAUUCUGGACGCCAAGCGCUUGUGGGUUCUUGGGUCAUACACAAUACAGUCGUCUGGUGGAAAGAGGACUAAUACCACUCAAAGAUGUGAGCUAUUUAACAAAUGGGUAUCUGGACACAACUAUAGAUUGGAUACCAGGAAUGAAAGACAUUCGAUUGAGAGACCUUCCAAGUUUCAUCAGAACAACAGACUCAAAAGACAUCAUACUCAACUUUCUUAUGAGUGAAGUAGAGGCCCUUGACAAAGCUUCUGCUAUCAUUCUGAACACUUUCGACGCCUUGGAACAAGAAGUACUGGAAACUCUCUCGGCCAUGUAUCCUCGUGUAUUCAGCGUCGGUCCUCUCCACUUGAUGGUCAAUCAGAUUUCGGACGAAAGCUUGAAAUCUAUUGGCUCCAAUCUUUGGAAAGAAGAAUAUGAGUGCAUGGAAUGGCUGAACACAAAACAAACCAACUCAGUGGUGUAUGUAAAUUUUGGAAGCAUAACUGUCAUGACACCACAACAACUCACUGAAUUUGCAAGGGGACUUGCUAAUAGCCAAAAACCAUUCUUGUGGAUAAUAAGGCCUGACUUAGUAACAGGUGAGAAUGCCAUUUUGCCAGCUGAGUUUUUGCAUGAGACUAAAGAAAGAGGCAUGUUGGCAAGUUGGUGCCCACAAGAGCAAGUCCUUAACCACGCGGCGAUCGGAGGGUUCUUGACGCACAGUGGGUGGAACUCAACGUUGGAGAGCUUAUCUGGUGGGGUGCCGCUGAUCUGCUGGCCAUUCUUUGCCGAGCAGCAGAUGAAUUGCCUAUACAGUUGCAGGGAAUGGGGCAUAGGCAUGGAAAUAGACAGUGAUGUUAAGAGAGUGGAAGUGGAGAAGCUUGUGAGGGACUUGAUGGAGGGAGGCAAAGGAAAGGAGAUGAAGGAGAAGGCAAUGGAGUGGAAGAGGAAAGCAGAAGUGGCUACUGGACCUGAUGGUUCUUCCCAACUUCACUUGGACAAAUUGGUCAAUGAGGUUCUCUUGUCAAAGUGAUUGAAAGAAAUUACUUUCUAGUUUCAAGAAGUGUUCUGGCUUUGUGUGUGUGUCUGUUUUUUUUCAAUCCUUUUUUGUUAUAUAUUUGUAAUUAA